AAACGUUAUGGUGCAGUCAAAUCACACCUGUUCUGGUUAUUUAAUACCAUGUGUAAUGGUUAUGUGUAAUGGUUCUCUGUGUGAUCAGCACUGAUCUUCAGAUGUGCAAGCAAUUUUCAAAUGCAAUUUUUUUUACACAAGUCAACAGUCCAGAGUCCCUCUCCGGUUGUGUUAAGUGUUGCACUUGGUACUCCUGUAUUUUUAUAAUAAGACAUUUCAUUUUAAAAACACUGGGUUUUUUUUGGGGGGGGCACCAGGAUUAUGUUUAUAUAUACUGUAGGUUAUUAUCAUUUAUAAAUAACUACAUAAAAAUAGAUUUACAAUGCUUUUAGUUUGAGUGAGAAGCUAAUAGAGAAUUAAGCAGAAGUUCUCUCUUUGCACAGAACUGAAUGGAAGGGUGAUUAAAUGAAUGUGUUGACAGCGCGAUUGCACUUUUGGCAAAGCUUCCAUAGAAAGCAAAUCCUGCGUUCAGAUGCCUCAAGCAACAAGCCAAUAUUUGCUUUUCUCGGGGCAGAGUCCACAGCCCUCCCCCUCCGCUCACUGCUUCCCACAAGAGCUCCGCGAUGUGGGUCGAGCCAAGAGGGAGCACAGCCCGAAGCCGCUGGAUGAGGUUGGCUUGCUCCGCCCGGGAAACAGCCGAAACGCAGCUGCAGCGCCGACGGGGAGGGCAGGAGCAACCGCCAACUAUUUCUCCGGGUGCCAGCGACCUCUGGUCCUAAGCAAACAUUCUCCGGAAUGGGUUGUUAUUCUUUGCCCUCUGGCUGCAAAUCCCUUUGGAGAGUAUUUAAUGGCCAGGAAGAACCAAUUGGCCCCCGAAGGCGGAACAGAUCGUCUUGUUAUCCUUUCUAGAGUCGACGCCGCCCAAUAGUUUGGGAAGGCAUCCGACCCGAAGGGCGGCUUCCCAUGGUCUCCGAACCGCCGCCUCUUUCCUAGCUGGGACGGAUUCGGGCUUCUGCACCGAAGCCGCGGUCAGAUCCAACCGCGCAGAGAUGCGGACCCUUCGCGGCCCAGGAGCCCCCGCUCGGCUCCUCCAGCUGCUGCUUCCGGCUUCCCUGGUGCUCGCCCACCCGGAGUGGCCACUGCGCGCCGCAAACGGCUCCGCCCAGCCGCUCCUGGGGAAGCCUUCUCGCCGCGGCUACGGCGAGCAACUCUCCCCAAGCGCGAUGGAGAUCCCGCCGUCCCAUUACCCGGCCAACAGAGCCGCCAGCGUGGUGCUCCACUACAUCGCGUAUCAGCGCGGCAGCCCGUACAGGCUCUUCGAAAUGGGGCGAGUGAAUCAAGCCAGCCUGGAGGACAUUCCAGGUACCGGGCAUAAAUACCAUCUUAAGUUUGAAGUGAAAGAAAGUAUUCAGAAUGGCAGCUCCCUGAAUUGCACAGCUGAGAUACUUUAUCAUCAUGGUGAGACACCUGUUGCUCCUGAAGUACAUUAUGCUUUGGCAGGGGAGUUUGAGACACAUUCAAAGGAAGCAGACAGCAUAUUCUACAACAGAAUUCAGCACCUGUCCGAGGCAUUAGAGACCAAAAAUAUACCAGAUAAUGAUGGAAACAUGACAGAAGAAAUGAAGCCUAUUUUCAACUUAGCCAAGGUUGCCUCUGGAUAUAUAGUAUGGCAGAAUUCGACAGAAAACACUUGGUACAAUAUGAUUCAAAUUCAAAAUGUUAAACAAAUGAAAAGGAAUGAUGACUAUCUUGAAUUUUCCUAUGAGGUUUUAUUCCAUGAUAUUGCCUCCCAGGAAAUUAUUCCUUGGCACAUGCAAGUUCUAUGGCAUCCACAUCAUGGAGUGAAAGUAGCAGAGAAUAGUCGCCAGUCAAAGUGAUUUUAAUUUUUUAAUUCUUGCAGGUUCUUGAACUAAUGAGGUGAAAGUAACUACAAAUAGCCAAUAAAAUUUUUACUUGGAGGUUUCUGA
This is a messenger RNA of Crotalus tigris (Tiger rattlesnake), 1907 nucleotides long. Its product is annotated as latexin-like. The coding region runs from base 990 to 1817 and encodes 275 amino acids. Lineage: Eukaryota; Metazoa; Chordata; Lepidosauria; Squamata; Viperidae. Gene Ontology annotation, molecular function: metalloendopeptidase inhibitor activity. The record is from RefSeq and is a predicted model, not a curated record. The transcript is spliced from 6 exons.